Daphnia magna is the source of this 1787-nucleotide messenger RNA. Its product is annotated as protein slit. Gene Ontology annotation, cellular component: extracellular region; membrane. The transcript has 5 exons. Gene Ontology annotation, molecular function: protein binding; chitin binding. Bases 399 to 1697 code for a protein of 432 amino acids. Lineage: Eukaryota; Metazoa; Arthropoda; Branchiopoda; Diplostraca; Daphniidae. The record is from RefSeq and is a predicted model, not a curated record.
AGUCAGCAGUCCACAGAUCAAGGUCUACAAUCGACAAAUAGUCUAUCGCAAUUUUGUUGAACCACAACAGCUAAUUCGUGUGUCAAUUUCAUUUUAAAAGCUGGGGUUUCUCCUGACAUUUUGUUUGACGAUUGACUUGCAUAAGCUACUCACGUGACUCGAAAAGCCAAGAUUUUAAUUGUUUAUCGUUGGCAUUUUCAUCUAUCGCAUCCACACAGUUAGUCGUCGUGUAAUCAGCUUAACUCGAUUGCCGUCAGUCGAUUGUUAAAGAUACAACUGGUGCAACGGACCCGGACAGUGCUUAUCCGUUAAAAGGCAAUGACCAGUGGAAACUGGAAACAUUUGGACGUCUACAAAAUUACGGACAAAGUGCUCUUAAUUCAAAGGACAUUACGAAGAUGCAGGUGAAAUGUCUGGCGUUCAGCCUACUGUUAGUGAUGCUGACGUCGGUUAACGGGGAACGUGCAGUUUGCACCGAGGACUACACGCCCUGUACAUGCGAUUCGUCGACGGGAAGGUGGGUUGUUAUUUGCGAUCAGGUACCUAUUGAGCAGGUCAAGGUGUUGUUCGAUCGCACCCCACCCCAAGAUCUCGCUUCAUUCAAACUGACGACGGCCAUCGGCGAGACGAAUGGUAUCCCAGAAAAUUUGCUCGGUAAUUCACGUACAAGUGCAAUCACAAUUAACUGCCUGGAGGCUUCCUACGAGUUGCAAAUCGACACCGAUGCUUUCAUCUCGUCGGCGAAUUUCACAAAAACUGUUUCUAUCAACGGUUGCUAUUUCAUCCAGCAACGCAAUUUCACGUUCUUGUCCGGCUUCGGAGACAUGACUAGCCUCAACAUCUACAAUUCAAGAAAUUUCACCAGUUUUUUGGGUAUCCCAUCUCAGUCCAGCUUGUAUUACAUUUCUAUCGUCAAUUCUCGUGGGUUUGAGACGUUGCUGGACAGCGAAGCUGUGGCUUUGCCCGGACUCCGCAUUCUCUACUUGUACGACAACGACCUGAACGAUCUUGCUGUGUCGAAGAUUUUGAAUGCCUUGGCGCUGUCUUCGCUCCAAUCUCUAGAAGAGCUGAGAUUGUACAACAAUCGAUUAACAAAAAUCCCAGCAAUGAUAUCAUCCUUCAGUAAAAUAAGCCAAUUAAUGAUGGAAAACAAUAAGAUUGACUUGAUUAGUACACGUUCUUUGGCUUUUUACGGUGAGGUCAGCUAUCUUCAUUUAGGAAACAACAACAUCCAAUACAUAGAACCCAGCGCUUUUGGAGCGCACAGGUUUGGCUUGGUUUACCUCCACCAGAACAGUUUGACUCACUUUGAAUCUUACGUCUUUCAAGUGAUGUUGGAGGGAAUGGUGCAAGCUGGCUACGGAAGUGUAUCCCUUUUCCAAAAUCCUAUUGAGUGUGACUGUCACCUGGCUUGGUUGAUUUAUUACAAACAAAACCUAUUGCCAUUCGUCGACGGUGGGCAAUGCUCCAAUUCUACAUUGCUUACCGACCUGAAUGCGGAUGCUUUAAGGGAUUGCCCAGCGUUUACCUGCCCCGAAAACAUUGACGGCAAUUUCCCCAAUCCGUUAUCAUGCACGUCCUAUUACACCUGCAGCAGCCAAGACGCUGUCCUUGUCGAGUGUCCGGGUGGUCUCGUCUUUAAUCCCGCGUACCAAUUGUGUGAUUGGCCUUACAACGUGCCGACAUGUAACUUUUGAUAACUGACGCUUAUCAAAUUGCGACCUUCUUGUAUCGGGGAAUGUAAAACGUUGGUCUGGAAUGUGUAAUAAAAAUUCGUGUCAAUCAGG